Salvia splendens (bonfire salvia) is the source of this 2118-nucleotide messenger RNA. Its product is annotated as receptor like protein 23-like. The record is from RefSeq and is a predicted model, not a curated record. NCBI's taxonomy places the organism in Eukaryota, Viridiplantae, Streptophyta, Magnoliopsida, Lamiales, Lamiaceae. Gene Ontology annotation, molecular function: protein binding. Bases 1 to 2118 code for a protein of 705 amino acids. The transcript is spliced from 3 exons.
AUGUUGGUGGCUUCAAACAUUGAGCACCCAUUUCCAAAGUUGCAAGUAUUGGAUGUAUCAAACAAUGCAUUUGUUGGCUCGCUACCAGAUAGAUAUUUCAAGAACUUUCGAUCUAUGAUAAAUGCCAAGGAAAGCCAGACCGAUUAUGGAAUGUUUUUAGGAUUUCUAGAGAUGACAAUCACAGUGAAAGGAUUGGAUCAGUUAAUGAGGCGACCGCUGGACACCUUUACAAUUAUCGACUUAUCCUCCAACAGGUUCUCUGGGCGCAUUCCACCUUCAAUAGGCAACCUUAAGUCUCUUAGAUACUUGAAUCUGUCCGACAAUACCAUCGGAGGACAUAUACCAUCAUCUCUUGGAGGUAUGAGUAUCCUCGAGUCGUUGGACUUGUCUUCAAACAAACUGGAUGGGCAAAUUUCAGGGGAACUGGUAAGGUUGACGUUUCUUGCAAAGUUAAACCUUUCGAUGAAUAAUCUUGAGGGACAAAUACCACAGUCUGCUCAACUUUCCACCUUAGGGAAUGAAUCAUAUGCGGGAAAUGCAGGCCUGUGUGGAUUUCCAUUGACGAGAAAAUGUGAGAGGAGCGAUGGAAAACCAUCACCGCAAGUGGAAGCAGAUAGGGAGAUUGAGUGGGAUUAUGUGUUUGCUGCGGCUGGAUAUGUUUUGAGCUUAGUAAUCUUUUCCUUGCUGCUUUUACUUUGCAAGAGUUUCAGACUAAAAAGAAUUCGUAUUUCUUACAACCACUUGUAUGGGGAGAUACCAUCGAGUUUGGAGCGAUGUUCGAAUCUUGAGUAUUUUUCUGUGCAUAGCAACAACUUCAGUGGACAUGUGCCAACACAAAUUGGAAACUUUCCAUUGCUUCAACAAUUAUUCUUGAGUGCCAACAAUUUCAGUGGUUCUAUUCCGCUAUCCAUUUGCCACUUGAGAUCCCUCGACGUCCUCUUUUUUUCAAAAAAUAAUUUGGAAGGAACAAUUCCAGAUUGUCUGGGAAACUUGAGCAGAUCUUUGUCUAUCCUCAAUUUGAAUGAAAAUAAACUUACCGGCGUUAUCCCAUCAACAUUCACAAAGGGUUGCAAUCUUCAGACAAUCAAUCUAAAUGGAAACAAACUGAAAGGAACCCUACCCCAGACCCUAGCCAAUUGCCAGGGUCUGUUUGGCAUCGAUGUUGGUGAUAAUGAAAUACGCGGUGCAUUUCCCUUUUGGAUGGAAAAACUCCCUCACCUUCGCAUCCUUGUCUUGAGGUCAAAUAAGUUCAAUGGUACGAUGCUCGUGGAUUCAAAUUCAAACAAUGAGCAGCCGUUUCCACAUUUGCAAGUCUUGGAUGUAUCAAACAAUGCCUUUGUCGGUUCCCUACCUGAUAGAUAUAUAAAUAAGUUUCUAGGUAUGAUAGAUGUAGAGGAAAACCAAACGGAUGAUGAAGAAAAUUUGUUUAUAACAUUAAUAGAUGUGAGGCUCACAUUGAAAGGAUUGGAUCAGUCAUUGAGGCGACUGCUAAAUACCCUCACAAGCCUUGACUUUUCCUCCAAUAGAUUCUCUGGGAACAUUCCACUUUCUUUAGGAAAUCUUAACUCUCUUAGAUACUUGAAUCUGUCUUACAAUACCCUCACAGGACAUAUACCGUCAUCUCUAGGACGUAUGAGUAUUCUUGAGUCGUUGGACUUGUCUUCUAACAAAUUGGAUGGAGAAAUUCCAGAUGAAUUGUCAAGGUUGACAUUUCUUGGAAAGUUAAACCUUUCGAUGAAUAAUCUCGAGGGGCAAAUACCAGAGUCUACUCAACUUUCCACGUUUGGGAAUGAAUCAUAUGAGGGAAAUACAGGAUUGUGUGGAUUUCCAUUGACGAAAGAAUGUGAGGGGGGCGAUGGAAAACCAUCACCGCCGUUUGUGGAAGUGGAAUCGGAUAGGGAGAUUAAGUGGGAUUAUGUGUUUGCUGCGGCUGGAUAUAUUAUGAGCUUAGGAAUCUUUUCCUGGCUGAUUUUAUUUUGCCCAAGUUUCAGGUAUAAAUACUUUGAGAAAGUUGACGAUGUUUUCGAGAAGAUCUUCGAGUGUUAUCAGCGCCGUAAGAAAAGAGAGAGACGAAGAAGAGCUUUGAGGAAUCAAGCUAAAAGACAGCAGAGAGGAUAA